AUGUUCUGCGCGCCUGUCACCACUGGAUACGUCUCCCUCGACACGAUUGACUGCAUGUGCUCAAACCCCAUCAUGGGAAGCACAGUAGAUACCAUCCAUCAAUCUCGAGGCGGGCCGUGUCGGCCUCAGCCGAACUAUACACUUUCUAACGGCAACACCACAUACCUGGAAGACAAAGUUCUUACGGCCCCGUUGGACUAUUUGCGAGAGUCACCCGGCAAAGACGUACGUGGCGGCUUGACGAAUGCCUUCAACCAAUUCCUCUGUGUUCCCGAGGACAAGGUCACCGUGAUCAAGCGCAUCAUCGAUCUACUCCACAACGCCUCUCUGCUCAUCGACGAUAUCCAGGACUCGUCCAAACUGCGACGGGGUGUCCCCGUUGCCCACAGCAUCUUUGGCAUCGCACAGACAAUCAACUCUGCCAACCUGGCUUACUUCAUGGCCCAGAAAGAGCUGGAUCACCUGACAAACCCUCGAGCGUACGCCAUCUUCACCGAGGAGCUCAUCAACCUCCACCGAGGCCAGGGCAUGGAGCUUCAUUGGAGAGACUCCCUCCACUGCCCAACCGAGGACGAAUACAUGCGGAUGGUUCGGAACAAGACGGGGGGCCUGUUCCGGCUCGCCAUCCGGUUGAUGCAAGGCGAAAGCGCCAGCAGCCGUGACUACGUCCCGCUGGUUGAAACCCUUGGCGUCUUGUUUCAAAUCCGGGACGACUACCAGAACUUGCAAAGUGACCUUUACUCCAAGAACAAGGGCUUCUGCGAGGACAUAUCCGAGGGCAAGUUCUCGUAUCCCAUCAUUCACAGUAUUCGGUCGCGCACCGGGGACCUUCGAUUGCUCAACAUUUUAAAACAGCGCAGUGAGGACCCCAUGGUGAAGCAGUACGCCGUUGAGUACAUCAAAUCGACGGGAAGCUUUGCUUAUUGCCAGCAAAAGAUUGAGUCUUUGAUCCGGCAGGCAAAGGCUCAAUUGGCAUCCCUUGAAGACGGAACCGGCCGGGGAGAGCAAAUGCGAGCAAUUCUCAAGUUGUUGGAAAUCUAA
Messenger RNA from Metarhizium album ARSEF 1941, 1041 nucleotides. RefSeq names its product geranylgeranyl diphosphate synthase. The record is from RefSeq and is a predicted model, not a curated record. Gene Ontology annotation, molecular function: prenyltransferase activity. Gene Ontology annotation, biological process: isoprenoid biosynthetic process. The transcript has 3 exons. Bases 1 to 1041 code for a protein of 346 amino acids. Lineage: Eukaryota; Fungi; Ascomycota; Sordariomycetes; Hypocreales; Clavicipitaceae.